Molecule: messenger RNA, 1716 nt
Organism: Macadamia integrifolia
Lineage: Eukaryota; Viridiplantae; Streptophyta; Magnoliopsida; Proteales; Proteaceae
Product: E3 ubiquitin-protein ligase At3g02290-like
Exons: 5
Coding region: 632-1318 (228 amino acids)
Molecular function (GO): ubiquitin-protein transferase activity
Source: RefSeq, a predicted model, not a curated record
UUAUAUAUACGAGACAAGUCAGUUUUCAGUGUUAAAUAAGAUAGUGUGGUCGCACUGAUGUAUUUGGUAGGAUCUAGACAAGGUAGCAAAAUUUUUAAAUCUAACUUUUGUUAAUCGCUGCAUCGAAAGAAGAAAAGUUUGUUAAUCGAUAUCGUUAUUUUGGAAAGCAUUGAUAAGAGCACGAACUCUUUGGGUAUUUCUAAUUUUCUAUUCUACUCAUCUGGACCGCUUUAAUUCCGCGGCCUCUUAGCUUUUCUCGGCAAAUAAUCCAACGUCAAGAAAGAAUCGGAGCUCUCGAACCCAGACCGAGAGUACUUCUGCUAUCUAGUUUCUAGCGAGCAUGAUCGGUCGUCUCUGACUCUUUAUCUCAAGGUGAAGAAAAAUAUUGACUUCUUCCUUCGGUGCAAAGAGUUACUGAUCUCAUAGCGACUCUAGUUGGCUUAGAAGAGAAAGGGUGCUGACUCGUGGAGAAACCAUAAUAUUAUGCGAGCCUAGAGUCAUCUCUCAUUUUACAUUAACAUUUAUCUUCUUUUUGCCAAUAAAAUUUAUGCUUACUGUAUUGGAUUCUUGUGGAUGAGAUUGGAGAAGCACCUUAAGAACUUCAGGUUUAAGAAGAAAUUGAAGCUGCAUUAUGGGUUCUGUUUGUUGCUGUUUGCAAGUUGAGGAUUUCGAAGAAUAUGUAAAUCCUAACAGUUCAGUUUACAGAAAUUGUAUAUGUCUCAGAUGCUUUGUUCGGAACUUCUUAAACGCAUACACAGCCUUAUUCAGAAGAGGGGAGAUGCAUGCCAUCCCUUCAUCGAUUCAGGGGGCGACUUCUUUGACUUCAACAUCUUCAAUUGAUAAUUCUCUGUCUGACAUGUACCGUUCUCCUCCAAGGCCUCUGCCUUGUGAUGCUGAUCCCAGACGUUUCCGUACACAGCGUGAUGGGUUGGUCUCAAGACGUGAAAAGGGCUCAAGUCAUUCACACGAGGAAACUGAACCACUUAGAGCGAGUGACACAGACGCAGAACAAGAAUCUUUAAGUGCAGGAGACAAAUGGAAUGAAUCAGAUUGUGAUGGGGGAUCAAAAGAACGUCGUUCCGAGUCCUCACUGAAGCACUCAUUGGCAAAAGUGAUGGGUGGUGUUGGGUAUGUUUAUUCCUCUGCAGAAGAUGAAGAUUUCUGUCCCACAUGUCUUGAGGAAUAUACUACAGAAAACCCCAAGAUAAUGACAAAAUGUUCUCACCAUUUCCACCUUGGUUGUAUAUAUGAAUGGAUGGAGAGAAGUGACAGCUGUCCAGUCUGUGGAAAGGUGAUGGUCUUCGAUGAAACUAAUUGAUCUCCCUUGGGAGUUUCAAUUCAGAGAUGAAGCCCUGCAACAGAGGAAAAAAUAUAUAUAUUGUAAAGUAGUUGUGAAUAGCUGAGGUGAAAGAAGUCUUCAUCAACAAUAUAGAUGUUGAAGCUCCAAAAAAAUAUGUUGAGAGGGGUUCUGGAUAACCAAUUGUUUGUACAUGUUUUAAGUUGCUCGUCUUUCUCUUCCUUUCUCUUUCUCAAUUACAUUGAAUACCUCUCUGGUUAUGCUUACUUUUAAUUAGAUUUAUUUACAGAGGGUGAAAAUUUUAUGUUCUGAAGAGAAAACUUACAUACCAUGAUAUAGAGAUGUGCUUAUUUCCUACCUUGGGUUGUAGACUGGGUUAUCAGAAAAUCCUUUUCAAUAUAUAAGAAGUGUUGUGGUAA